AUGCGCUCCAAGAGGCUCACCACGGAACCUCCAUGUAUAACAGAAGAAAUGUUAGAAGAAUGCUUAGCCACAGAUGAUAUGCUUGUGGAUUACUUUAAUGAAUUUUUGAGUCUUCCGACAUUUGCCCAGCCAGUGAAGUUUAACUCUGAUGUUGGGGCUUUUGAAGUAGUUAAUUAUGCCCCACAAUGCCUGGAAAGCCAGCCGAAAAAAAAUCUACAUGAUCAGAAACCUCCAAGCCCCAUUUAUGAUGUUCUAAGCAAAGGAAAGAAUGAUGGGCAGCUCUCCAAAAGGCAUGGUGCUUCUUCACCCUUCAGUAUUGAUCAAAAUUACAACACUAUGCAACUUGAUCAAGAGCAAGCAAUUGAGUGGAUUAAGAAAGAAAGGCUUCCAGCAUUUCUAGAAAGUGACUGUUAUUUUGAAUACAGACUAGCUAAAUUGAUAUCACAGGUAGAAUGGAGCAAGACUGGCAUUAAUUUCAUUAUAGAUAGUGACUACUCUCCCUGGAUGAGGAAGCAAAGCCCUCGUUCUCCCCCUUCUGAGGAGGACGACUCUUCAUUGACUUCAUUGAUGAUGAAGAAGUUCUAUGUAACACUUGGCGAGGCUACAGUUUCUCAGGUAAAGGAUUGGUUUACAUUGGCAAAACAAGGUGAUUCUGUGAAAACUACAGAUUCAUCUACACAUGCUGUAGCUUCUAGUAAAAUUCAAGAUACUCAGCAUUUGUCUGGGCAGCAUGAAAGAGAUGAAUCAUUACCUGAAAAAGGUUCCCUUCUGGGGACAUCAUCUGCAAAAGCCUAUGUUACCAGUGAGAGAUCUGAAGAGGCUGAGGAGGGCUGCUCUGUGGCCAUUGUUGAGUCUUCUUCCCACACACAGUCAAGAGUUUAUCUAAACCCAAAAUGGCACAGUGCAGCAAAAGAAGAAAAUGAACAGGGAAGCACAACUUUUCAGACAGCAGAAGAAUUCAUACCAGCAUCCUCUCAAAUUGCAAUGAAGGAACCCACUUCAGAGCUGACCCACCAGCCAGCUGCUGACACUGAAACCUUGGACUGCAAGGAAGAUGUAGAGAAACAAGGUCCUGAACAAGUAAGCUUGAGUUCAAGUUCAGAAAGUGUUGGGCCAGACAGCAGGGCUGCCUGGUGUAUUAGUCACGGGACUUACGACACUGGCAACAGACAUGAGUUUGAAAGAUUCAAGAAGUUCAUUAAAGGAACACUUGGGGAGAGGUACUGGUGGCUCUGGAUGGAUAUUGAAAGACUAAAGGCUCUUAAGAACACUACAAGGCAACAAAGGCAACUCAGUAAGAUGAAAAAACUGUACCUUCUGAGCAGUGGAGACUAUUUCCUCAGUUCAGAAGUGUUGCUCAGACUUGAACUACUGCAUGGAGAUCAGUGGAAUAUAAUGCAUUUAAGACAGAUUCAGCCUGAAGUAGUGAAACCGCUACUUCUUUACUGGGGUCCCAGAUUUUGUGUCACUCAUUCAACAGCAAUAGAUGCUGCGAGUGCAAAACUGAAGUUCUGGCACACAUGUCAAGAGAGACCAAGAGUGGAUAUUGAUCCUUUCCCACAAAUAGUAUCAUUGUUACCAUUGACCCAAAAGUCUGACAUACCACCUUCCCUUCUUCAGGAGAAAAGUGCUGCUGGCAGUGUUGUCUUCAGGGGAUCAGGAAUUGAAAGCAUGCUGCAGUCUCUUUAUUUGGAGAACAGAGCAGGCUACUACUUCACACAAUUCUGUGAGAAGUCAGGGAAUAAGUUGUGGAAGAACUGUGUGUACUUUUGGUUCGACCUACAGACUUAUAGUCAGCUUUUUUACCAAGAAACACUUCAACAUUUUCAAAUACGCAAUCAAGCUCAAUUCCUUUAUGCAAAUUACAUUGCUCCAUCUGCCAGUAUGGACAUUGGACUUAAUCAGAAUAAGAAAAACAUGAUUUAUCACAAAAUUCACCCAGCUUUUGAGGACCUUUUUGACACAGCAGAAGAACAUAUCCUCGCUAUUCUGCUGGAACCAUGGAUGAAGAUGGUGGAAGCAGAUGAAUACACUUAUAGAAAGGUGGAGUUGGUGGAAGAAACUCAACAGCUGGACUCCGUGUACUUUAGAGAGCUUCAGGCUUUGCAUCAAGUGAGUAGUUCCAAGAAGGAUGAGGGUCCGGUUGCUGACACGGGGGCACUUGUAGAAGAUCAGAACUUCCAUCAAGCUCCCAAAGAAUUGGCAGGUCCUAAUCUAUCUGACCUGAUCCAUGACAAAAAGAAAUUAGAACAGUUCCGGGCUUUUCUUAAUAAGCAUUCUGCUAGCAUGGAUCUCAUGUGCUGGCUAGAUAUUGAAGAGUUCAGAAAGAUGCUCCACACAGAUAAAGAAAAAAGUGAUGAAAAAUCUAAAGACAUUAAAACCAAGUACUUAAACAACAAGUACUUCUUUGGACCCAACAGCCCAGCUACCAGAGAACAACAAGAAAAGCUAAUGCAUUCAGGUGGAGGAAGGAGACAAAGCCUUCGUGAUCAGCUUUCGGCAGCGGUUCUGCUAGAAGUUCAGCAAUGCACCCAGAAGAGAUUAGAAAAACAAUGGCUGCCAUUGUUCCUGGCAGAUGAACACCAUGGGGUGGAGGGACAAGCAGAGGUAAGCGACAUAGCUGAAGAUCUUUCACACAAAGACCAGCAAAAGAAAACCAUGAUGCGGAAGCAUGUGGACAAUGAGAGUGUUUCUUCAUCUAGUGAAAUAAUUGCUUUCCGCAAAGCACUGUUGGAUCCAGUGACAGCAAAUCUGUUUCAACGAUUUGUGGCACUGAAGGGAGACCUACUGGGGAAUGGAGUGCUCUUUUGGCAAGAGGUGCAGAAGUAUAAGGACCUGUGCCAUUCACAUUGUGCUGAUGCCAUAGUCCAGAAAAAGAUCACAGCUAUUAUUGACUGCUUUAUUAAUUCUGCCAUACCCCCAGCUUUGCAGAUUGACAUCCCACCUGAACAAGCAAAGAAGAUUGUGGAGCACAGGAGAGAACUUGGACCCUACAUUUUUAGAGAGGCACAGAUGAGUAUUUUUGCUCUUCUGUUUAAAUUUUGGCCAGAAUUUUGUAAGUUCCAAAGCAGUCUGGAUAGUGACAAAAUUCUAGUUGCCUUGGAGGAAAAAAAGGAAAAAGAGAUGCGAAAGAAGGAAGGGAUAACAGCAAAGAAUUUGCAGGGUAAAGAAACGGGGAGAAAGCUCAUGAACUUGACUCAGCUUAAGUCCUUGGCUCAACCUAAGUCCUUGACUCAACCUAAGUCUUUGACUCAGCCUGACCCCUUGACUCAGCUCAAGCCCUUGACUCAAGUGCCAAAGAGUGCUUUGCUAGAUGAGCUUAAUACAAAGAGAAGAUCAUCAACAUCUUUAGCACCUGUAGAUGGAUCUGAGAGGAAGGCUUCCUGGUCCUAUUCCAUGUACAUAGAAGCCUUGGAGCAAGAAAAAAUACUCAUUAAAAAGCAAGAAGAUCUGGAGAAAACCUCAUCAUUCCCUCCAGGUUCCUUGUCUAUGUCCACCCUGAAGCCUGAAAGUUCUGUGAAAGCCACUAUUCCUAUGAAGCAUAAAUUCUGA
Molecule: messenger RNA, 3552 nt
Organism: Pseudopodoces humilis (Tibetan ground-tit)
Lineage: Eukaryota; Metazoa; Chordata; Aves; Passeriformes; Paridae
Source: RefSeq, a predicted model, not a curated record